This is a messenger RNA of Anoplopoma fimbria (sablefish), 2903 nucleotides long. It is a transcript of the gene gfm1, whose product is annotated as G elongation factor, mitochondrial 1. Bases 194 to 2437 code for a protein of 747 amino acids. Gene Ontology annotation, cellular component: mitochondrion. The transcript is spliced from 18 exons. Lineage: Eukaryota; Metazoa; Chordata; Actinopteri; Perciformes; Anoplopomatidae. Gene Ontology annotation, biological process: mitochondrial translational elongation. The record is from RefSeq and is a predicted model, not a curated record. Gene Ontology annotation, molecular function: GTPase activity; translation elongation factor activity; GTP binding.
AUUCCUACUUUACUUAUUUUAAACGUGUCUCUUCAACGCAACGCGAACAUUGUUAAUUUUGGCACCUCCGAGUCUCCGUAGAGGCGGAAGUAGCGUUUCACAACCACCAGGGCCCCGGCGUGACAUUCACCGGGUUGUCAGAGUCAGGGGGUUGUGUAAAGGAGGAGGAAUACGACCACCCGGGUUUGUCAAAAUGAGAGUAUUAAAAGCGGGGUUGUGUUUGGCCAACAGGCAUCUUGUGGCGCCAGGAAGCGUCACUGUUAAAAAGGUGCUCAUCAACAGCUGUCGGUCAUGCUCAUCCGGGAUCUUUCCCAACGAGAGGAUCCGCAACAUCGGGAUCUCCGCUCACAUCGACUCGGGGAAGACCACCCUGACCGAGCGCGUCCUCUUCUACACCGGCAAGAUAGCACACAUUCACGAGGUGAAGGGGAAGGACGGUGUUGGAGCCACCAUGGACUCUAUGGAGCUGGAGAGGCAGAGAGGCAUCACCAUCCAGUCCGCUGCUACAUACACCGAGUGGAAGAACCACAACAUAAACAUCAUUGACACACCAGGUCACGUGGACUUUACCAUCGAAGUGGAGCGAGCGCUGCGGGUGCUGGAUGGAGCCGUGCUGGUCCUGUGUGCGGUGGGGGGAGUCCAGUGUCAGACCCUGACAGUGAACAGACAGAUGAAGCGCUACAACGUCCCCUUCCUCACCUUCAUCAACAAGCUGGACCGCAUGGGCGCCAACCCCGGCCGAGCCCUGCAGCAGAUGAGAACCAAGCUGAGCCACAACGCAGCCUUCGUGAGCAUCCCCAUCGGCCUGGAGGGGAACAUGCGCGGCAUCAUCGACCUUGUAGAGGAGCGGAGCAUCUAUUUCGAAGGACCUUUUGGACAAACUAUCCGCUACAGUGAGAUCCCGGCAGAUUUCCUUGCCGAGGCUGCAGACCGGAGGCAGGAGCUGGUGGAAUGUGUGGCUAACGCUGAUGAAACCUUGGGAGAGAUGUUCCUGGAGGAAAAGAUUCCAACCAAUGAUGACCUGAAGGCUGCGAUCCGCAGGGCCACAGUGCAGCGUCUCUUCACACCGGUGUUGGUGGGCACAGCGUUGAAGAACAAGGGCGUCCAGCCUCUACUGGACGCCGUCCUGGAUUACCUGCCAAACCCUACUGAAGUCAAAAACUAUGCUAUCUUCAAUGACGAAGUUGCCAGCGAAACAUCCAAGAUUCAAAUGGACCCGACAAGAGACUCUACACACCCGUAUGUUGGUCUGGCCUUCAAACUGGAGGCGGGGAGGUUUGGCCAGCUUACGUAUGUGCGGGUGUACCAGGGCUGUCUGAAGAAGGGCGAGUACAUCUACAACACACGCACGAGCAAGAAAGUCAGAGUGCAGAGGCUUGUGCGUCUCCACGCUGACCAGAUGGAGGAUGUGGAUGAGGUUUAUGCAGGAGAUAUUUGUGCUCUGUUUGGUAUUGACUGUGCCAGCGGAGACACUUUUACAUCCAGGACCAGCGCUAACCUCUCCAUGGAGUCAAUUCACGUCCCAGAGGCUGUCAUUUCCAUGUCAAUGAAGCCAGCCAACAAGAAUGAUAUGGAUAAAUUCUCCAAAGGUAUUAACCGUUUCACCAGGGAAGACCCAACUUUUAGAGUGCAUUUUGACACUGAGAGCAAAGAAACCAUCAUCUCGGGAAUGGGAGAGCUGCAUCUUGAAAUCUACUCACAGAGGAUGGAGAGGGAAUACAACUGUCCCUGUGUGAUGGGAAAGCCCAAAGUAGCUUUCAGAGAGACGAUCACCAGCCCUGUACAGUUUGACUUCACUCACAAGAAGCAGAGCGGCGGCUCUGGGCAGUACGGUAAAGUUAUCGGAGUCCUCGAGCCUCUUGAGCCAGAACAUCACACCAAGCUGGAGUUUGAAGACCAGACUGUUGGAACCAACGUCCCGAAGCAGUUUGUACCAGCUGUUGAAAAGGGCUUCAGGGAGGCCUGUGAGAAGGGACCCCUGACUGGACAUAUGAUCUCAGGACUCAAGUUCAUCCUGGAAGAUGGAGCGAAUCACAUGGUGGACUCCAAUGAGCUCUCCUUCAUUCGUGCCGGAGAGGGCGCUCUCAAACAAGCUAUGGAAAAAGCCAACACGGCCAUCCUGGAGCCGAUCAUGUCUGUGGAAAUCGUAGCACCACAGGAGUUUCAGGGGACCGUCAUUGCUGGAGUAAACCGGCGGCAUGGAGUCAUCACAGGACAGGACGGCGCUGAGGGAUACUUCACUCUAUACGCUGAUAUUCCACUAAACGAUAUGUUUGGUUACGCCACAGAACUACGCUCUUCUACUGAAGGAAAAGGGGAGUACACCAUGGAGUACAGCAGAUACCAGCCCUGUCUGCCAGCCUCACAAGAGGAACUCAUCCACAAAUACUUGGAGGCAACAGGACAGCUGCCUGCAAAGAAGAAGUGGAAGAGCUGAACACUGUCAGAUCCACGCAAACGUAUACUACUGGACUUUGACCACCGUCCCUCAUCCUUACACUCAUUUCUGCCCAUCACUAUCCGAGACUCAACAAUAAGGCUUUAAUUUGUGGAGCCAUGAAAACCUUGUUUUGUAGUUUAAGCAAUUUUUCUCCUUAUUGUUUGACCCCUGUGGAAAACAUAUUUAUUACUUUGAUUUAAGCACCAAUUGAUCUUGUUAAUUAAGAAAAGUUAAAUGUUUUGACUUGAGCUUAUAAUGGCUUUUGUACUAUGUACAGAAUGCUCAUGAUGUUACAAUGACUGCAACAAAGAUAUAUAUAUACCCGUCUUUUAAAGUGUAGUUUCAACAACAAACACCCGAUUCCUUUUGUUCAGCAACAUUCUGUGUGUCGUUAUGUGGAUAUUUCACAUUAGCAAUGCACGGAUCAACCACAAAACACCAGAAAAAAAAAGACGAGUAUACA